AUGAAGAUUCGUAUCGAAUCUUACAAGCCCAGAAUCGGACCAAGACAGUGUCGGCGCUGCCAAAGGUUCGACCACACAGCGAACUAUUGUACUCUUCCCACCAGGUGCUUGAUUUGUGCGGGCCUACACGAGGCGAAAGAUUGCACUAAGCCGCGAUCAGACAGUUCAGUGUGCGCCAACUGCAAUGGAGCGCACCCUGCAAACUACAAAGGCUGCGAAGUCUAUCAAAGCAAGCUGAAACCCUUCCUACCAACUGCACGAACCGAACAACACACACGCCCACCAAAGCGGGCUGGCCAGCACCAAAAUGCAGUGCAGCGCCAAGAAGCACCUGAAACCACAGGAACCCAAGAGGCCAGGCAAAUCACCACCCAAACACCACAACCAGAAAGCAGUAGGACUCAGCAGCAACUCGAUAAAGAAACAACCCGCACAUAUGCAAGCGCAGUCUCACCGAAGCAAAUGACACCAGUACACACCCAGGUGAAAGGCAGGGAUGAUACCAGGAUACCAAUCCAAGGGCCCUUGAAACCACCGCCUACCCCCAAGCCUAGGGAACAAAUACCAGUUCCGAAGCCAAGGGAGCCAGGGCACAGCCCAAUUUCCACCGAAGCCGAGCGAAUGCCAACAACAACUGUGCCAACACAAUUAGAAGCUACACACAUCCAGGAAAGCUACCCAGCGGAAACCACAACAGUACCCAAUCAGCCAACUGCUCCAGAAACUAAACAACCAACCACUCCAGAAACCGAACAACCAGCACCACCACAAAACACAGAAACAGGCCCAACUCCCUUUCAAACUGAACCGGGAGCAGACAUAGGUGAGAUACUGAACACCCUCAAACUCUUUGACAAGCAGCGACUGCUGAACACAGUCAAACUCACCGCCCAAAAACUCCGAAAAACAAAUGACAAAGCCACCAAAGCGCUAAUACUGAUGGAGGCAGUAUUCACCAUUAUGGAGUAG
This is a messenger RNA of Schistocerca nitens (vagrant locust), 969 nucleotides long. RefSeq names its product proteoglycan 4-like. The transcript has a single exon. The coding region runs from base 1 to 969 and encodes 322 amino acids. The record is from RefSeq and is a predicted model, not a curated record. NCBI's taxonomy places the organism in Eukaryota, Metazoa, Arthropoda, Insecta, Orthoptera, Acrididae.